This is a messenger RNA of Empidonax traillii (willow flycatcher), 586 nucleotides long. RefSeq names its product eukaryotic translation initiation factor 3 subunit A-like. Gene Ontology annotation, molecular function: mRNA binding; translation initiation factor activity. The annotation marks the transcript as partial. Gene Ontology annotation, cellular component: eukaryotic translation initiation factor 3 complex, eIF3m; eukaryotic translation initiation factor 3 complex, eIF3e; multi-eIF complex. Gene Ontology annotation, biological process: formation of cytoplasmic translation initiation complex; translation reinitiation. The record is from RefSeq and is a predicted model, not a curated record. The transcript has 4 exons. Lineage: Eukaryota; Metazoa; Chordata; Aves; Passeriformes; Tyrannidae.
GCCGCCGCCGCCCCGUGAGGAGCCGGAGCCGCCGCCGCCGCCAUCAUGCCGGUGUACUUCCAGCGGCCCGAGAACGCCCUGAAACGGGCGAACGAAUUCCUUGAGGUUGGCAAAAAGCAGCCUGCCCUUGAUGUUCUCUAUGAUGUUAUGAAAAGUAAGAAACACCGAACAUGGCAGAAAAUCCACGAGCCGAUUAUGCUGAAGUACCUGGAGCUCUGCGUGGAUCUCCGCAAGAGUCACCUGGCAAAAGAAGGACUGUACCAGUACAAGAAUAUCUGCCAGCAGGUUAAUAUCAAAUCUUUGGAGGAUGUUGUUCGAGCCUAUUUAAAAUUAGCUGAAGAAAAAACAGAAGCAGCUAAGGAGGAGUCCCAGCAGAUGGUACUGGACAUAGAAGACCUGGAUAACAUUCAAACUCCAGAAAGUGUUCUUUUGAGUGCUGUGAGUGGAGAAGACACUCAGGAUCGUACUGACCGACUGCUUUUGACCCCCUGGGUUAAAUUUCUAUGGGAAUCCUAUAGACAGUGUUUGGAUCUUCUCCGAAAUAAUUCUCGAGUGGAACGCCUGUACCAUGACAUUGCACAGCAAG